AUGAGAAAAGAUCCGCGCAGGCGCAUUAGCAGCGGUAAUGUCCGCGCAGCUGCCAUCUGCGCGCCACCGUCGCCGCUACCGCCGCCGCCGCCUCCGCUGCCAUCCCUAGUCGGGUUGUCGCCUCGCACCACCGCCUUCCCGCAGCUCUGCAAGCGCCGAAGCUUCCGCUACCACUGUAGCCGUCUCACCACUCCUGCCACCAGUAGGUGCCGUUCCCAAAAACCAGUUACCGCGACCAAACGACCAGACACUCCCUCCGCUAGGCUGCGCCACUGCAGUAACGAUCAGGCUUUAGAGAGGACGGGGGUGGCCCUGCGUGGCGGUGCUGGGGUGGAGGUCGAAGCACUAGGGAGUGGAGGGCGGUGGGUAAAGGCGUGCCGAGGCCGCCUCGCAGGGGACAGGUGGGAGCGCCAAGAAGUGCCCCAGCAUGCACCGGGAGAUGUACUACAAAGAGGAAGUGGUAGUGGUGGUGGUAUAGAUGGUGUUCGUGGUGGUGGUGGUGGUGGUGGUGGUGGUGGGUCGCGGGACGGCGCACCCAAGAGCCCACCGCUGGUGUCACUCGGUGCUACUACCUCAGAAGGCUGGAUCGGGCGGUGA
Gryllus bimaculatus (two-spotted cricket) is the source of this 597-nucleotide messenger RNA. NCBI's taxonomy places the organism in Eukaryota, Metazoa, Arthropoda, Insecta, Orthoptera, Gryllidae. The record is from the annotation of a GenBank genome assembly.